This is a messenger RNA of Pseudocercospora fijiensis CIRAD86, 1167 nucleotides long. RefSeq lists its product as uncharacterized. NCBI's taxonomy places the organism in Eukaryota, Fungi, Ascomycota, Dothideomycetes, Mycosphaerellales, Mycosphaerellaceae. Bases 1 to 1167 code for a protein of 388 amino acids. The transcript has 5 exons. The record is from RefSeq and is a predicted model, not a curated record.
AUGUCUGCGGGCAGUCGAGUCGCUCAUACUUUUGAGCUGCUUGAGAGCAUCCUUCUGAUGCUGGCUGAAACCGAAGACUUAUGCGCGCCAGGUUUUCGAGGGUGUUACAACAACGACGAAGCCCAGCUACGCCUUCGUACGGUCCUCCUAAGUCAGCGCGUCAGCGAAGUAUUCCAGCAGACAAUCGCUUCUUCCAAAUCUUUGCAGGAGGCACUGUUCUUCAAAACCAAAGCCUUCAAUCCUGCUAGAUGGCAAAUCACACAGCAUAAUCCGCUGAGACCUACCAAGCAGCGGCCAUACGGCGCUCUCAAGCUAGGUUACGAGGCGUGCGUCGUCAACUGGGGACGGCAAAAGUCAGAGAUCUGUCCGAUGAUGACGAUGAGGAUCAGCUUUCAAAAGAAUGAGGGCUCAGCUCUGCGGCAGAAUCCAUCAAUCACGCCUUCUUGGAUGCGAAUGUACUGGUGGAAUGCUCCGUUCCAGGUCGUCGAGCUUCAAGGCCACAACUACAGCAAUCCCAAUGUGGGUUUCUUCUCCAGAGAGGAGAGAUGCAGUCCGACAUUUGGCGAGCUAUACGAGGCUGUCAUCGGAGGAGCACAGCGGACGCGCGAUCCAGAACAGGAUUUUGAAGAGCAAUCUCUACUCGCUGUCCGUGCGUUCAGGUAUACUCGGGCGAGCCAUACAACUCGCAACAGCGCAGAAUCUAAUGGUUCGCGCAAUGUCGUACUUCUACACAACUUCAUACACAAAUCCUCCCGAUCACGACUCCUCCUACAUACCCAUCACUAUCCUCUCACGGAUCUGUUAUCCUCAUCCCAUUUCCUCGACUGCGCACAGACCUACUUCACUUGUUGGCUUGUCGAAGCUUUGCAAUUUUUCUACUACUCUCAUCCAAUAUCUCUGGCCAAGGUCAUAAGCAAUGCGACCAUCGCCGCCUCAUCUACCGGUAAUCAAGCCGCUGCAAUUCCAGACCUUCUCGAGCAGAUUCUACUGGCUCUAUCUAGCCGAGGGAGACCUGUCACGAGAUUCAUCGCAAGCGGGAGCUCAGGAUCACGUUACAGAGCUGUGGUCGAAUGGUAUGAGAAUUUGCAGGGGAACGAUGGAGUGAAGAACUCACUGGAACGUCAAGGAAGUGGUGUGCUCAUCAUCCCGGUUUCAGCGCAGGACUAG